AUGACGAUUUGCCGUGUGUUUUGUGUAGUGUUGGCGCUGGCACUGCUGUGCUGCUGCUCGUGCGUGUUUGCCGCGGGGGAUGAGGAGGAGCCGCAGUUGCUUCAGGUGAAUGCAGAGUGUGCGGGUAAGGAUAAACUCGUGCGUUGGCAACUCCCUGGGAAGUCAUUGUGGUACAACUGCACGGUUGAAGAUAGUGGUGUGGGACAGAUGAUUUGCGGCAUGGGCGACGGAAAAUGUGCGUCCGAAUCUGCUGAGAGGCGCAGCAAAGGAGUUCUGAAUGAUGGUGUCUUCACGAUCAACGUCGAUGCGCCCACUCCAAGCGCGGUGAAGAGUUGGUGGGAGAGUAACGUGGAGCCGAAAGCGGCCACCGUUGUAAGUGUUCCGUCCGAGCCUUUGGAAGCAGAACCUCUGGGCUCUCAAGAACAAAAGGCUCCCGGUGGCACCUCCACAACAAAUUCCGAAUCUUCUCCUGCUGUCGUUGAGGUUGCGACUGGUGCCCCUCCUCCUCCUCCACCUGCAACUCCGGGCGGCGCUGGUGCUAAUUCUGCUGCUGGCGCUGCGGCCACGACGGAUCCUUCUGCUGCGGCCUCGCAAGCGUCGGAUUCCGCUCCCUCUGGUGAACUUCAAGGCGCUGCACAUUCUACUUCUGCUGCACCCGAAUCUAUACCAGACCCGGAGCUCACAGAAGGCGGCGGCCACUCCUCCCAUGACCCUCCAGUGGAGCUGCAGGAAGAGACACUUUGGCUGCUCCACCGACUCAGUUGUCCCAGACCGGCGAGGACGGGGGUGCAGCGGGAGGCGCCGAAGAGGACACCGCCACCAACACCACCGACACUGCUUCCGGUGAAGUAA
This is a messenger RNA of Trypanosoma cruzi, 852 nucleotides long. RefSeq names its product trans-sialidase, putative. NCBI's taxonomy places the organism in Eukaryota, Euglenozoa, Kinetoplastea, Trypanosomatida, Trypanosomatidae. Bases 1 to 852 code for a protein of 283 amino acids. The record is from RefSeq and is a predicted model, not a curated record. The transcript has a single exon.